This is a messenger RNA of Triticum turgidum subsp. durum (durum wheat), 906 nucleotides long. The record is from the annotation of a GenBank genome assembly. NCBI's taxonomy places the organism in Eukaryota, Viridiplantae, Streptophyta, Magnoliopsida, Poales, Poaceae.
AUGGCGGCGGCGCUUCUCUCCCCGGCCUCUCCCCUCCCUCGCUCCUCCUCCGCGGCCCAUCCCAGGAGCAAGGGCGCGGCUGGUGCAGCAGCAGGGUGCGCUCCGCCGUCCAGGAGGAGGGCCGUCUCGUGCUCGUGCGCGCCCGAUUCGUGGAGCCGCGGGCUGGAGAGGAGGCAGCUCGUGCUCUCCGGCCUCGUCUCCUCCUUUGCAAUCGCCCUCCCGAUUACAGUAGUACAAUCGUGCGCUGCUGCCACUGAGGUUGAGCUUGACGACGGCGUGAAGAUGGCCAUGCUGGUAGAUGAGACCAACGCCUACUCUUUUCUCUACCCGGUUCAGCUGCCAGGGAAGAAAACCUCCUUCAGAUGGGUGGAGUCCAGGAAAUCGGAGCGAUAUUCCUCUGCGGCGCCACUAUCUCCUGAUGCAAGGCAACGCAUCGUAUCGGAGCGCCUUGACAUGAUCAACAAUGCUGUCAUCUCAGUCUCGAUCGGGCCGCCAAGCUCACGCUUUCUACCUUCGAAAGACAAGACCACUUGGGCUGCAAAGAAUGUCGCUGAUUGCGUUUUGUCUGACAAGUCUUCAUUGAAGGUAACAACAACCCAGCGAAUGGCAGAGAGUUCUGUCCUUGAUGCACACACUGCAGAUGUUGAUGGAGAGCCAUACUGGUACUAUGAAUACAUUGUUCGCAAAUCACCAACAAAAUCGGCACCAGAACCUAAUCUGUUUCGGCACAAUGUAGCAUGUACUGCUGAGCGAGACGGUUUUCUCUACUCGUUAAAUGCCUCCACUCUCAGCAAGCAGUGGGAAUCUAUGGGACCAUUGCUACAGAAAGCUGUGGCAUCCUUUCACCUCCUCCCCCCAACAGAGAAAUAUGUGCCUCCUUACCAGGAUCCAUGGAGGUUUUGGUGA